AUGGAUUCUUCCGGAGGCCCUCAAGGUCACCCUGCUACAGAUGCGACAGGCGUUCCGCAAAACAGCGCAAGCGUAGGCACGGAGUCGGCAGAUAUCUUUGUGGACCACUACCGUCGACUUCGCAAAGAUCCCGGCCUGCGUGAGAGACUCAUUGCAGACCCGGUGGAAGGCCUGAAAGAGCAUUUCGGUGUUGCACCGGACGACAGGAAGUGUCGGAUCGAGGUAAUACCACAGGAUCCAGACACCAUCGUGAUCUUGCUUCCAGCGAUACCGACGGAGCAGAAUUCCUCUUCUGAACUCGAAGCAAAGGCUGAAGCUGCAAGCAGCAGAAUCUACGAUAUACUGUUCAACCGUUCUGGCGUCGGCGGCUUCUUCAUUCCUUCGACUGACAUGACUUGGGUUCUGCGUGAUUUCAGGUCGAAGGUUGCGGCAAAGUUCUUCUAG
Zasmidium cellare ATCC 36951 is the source of this 444-nucleotide messenger RNA. RefSeq lists its product as uncharacterized. The record is from RefSeq and is a predicted model, not a curated record. NCBI's taxonomy places the organism in Eukaryota, Fungi, Ascomycota, Dothideomycetes, Mycosphaerellales, Mycosphaerellaceae. The transcript has a single exon. Gene Ontology annotation, molecular function: transition metal ion binding; catalytic activity. Bases 1 to 444 code for a protein of 147 amino acids.